GGCGGCUCGGGGGCGGCCCGCCGGGUCCAUGCGCAGCCGGCGGCCGGCCGCUGCCCCGCCGCACCCAGGAUGAGCUCGGCCGCCGGCCCCGCCGCCCUGCCCCCGGGCUCCGCCAGCCGGGCCUUGCAUGUGGAGCUGCCCUCGCAGCAGCGUCGACUUCGUCAUCUUAGGAAUAUUGCAGCGCGUAACAUUAUCAAUAAGAAUGGUUAUCGCCUCCUGGAUACGUACUUCACUCUUCACCUGUGUGAUAACACCAAGAUAUACAAAGAAUUUUAUAAGAGUGAAGUGAUCAAGAAUUCUCUGAAUCCAACAUGGAGGAGUCUGGACUUUGGAAUAAUGCCCGAUCGUCUUGAUACAUCCGUCUCGUGUUUCGUUGUGAGGAUCUGGGGCGGCAAGAAGGAGCACUUUCAGCUUUUGAUCGAAUGGAAGGUCAACCUAGAUGGUUUAAAGUACUUGGGACAGCAGAUACAUGCAAGAAACCCAAACGAGAUUAUUUUUGGUCUCAAUGAUGGUUAUUAUGGAGCUUCAUUUGAACAGAAGGAUCACUCAGGUGCCCUGAAGAAUAGUCUUCUCCAAGUGGAUCAGAACUGUGUUCGUAACUCUUACGAUGUCUUCUCUUUGCUUAGGCUUCACAGAGCCCAGUGUGCAAUUAAACAGACUCAGGUAACCGUUCAGAAAAUAGGAAGGGAGAUUGAAGAAAAGCUGAGAUGUACAUCGACAAGCAAUGAACUGAAAAAGGAGAGUGAAUGUUUACAGCUGAAGAUCCUGGUGCUACGUAAUGAACUGGAGAGACAGAGGAAGGCCCUUGGUCACGAAGUAGCCUCAUUGCAUAAGGAAAAGAAUACUUUGCAUGACCGAGAAAAUGCGUUUGAGACUGAGUACCAGAAGCUUCAAGAGCAUAAUGAAUCUCUGCAUGAAUUAAGAAAAGAAUGCACUGCUAAGAGAGAGCUGUUUUUGAAGACAAAUGCCCAGCAGACCAUUCGAUGCAAGCAGUUGCUGUCGGAGCUGUCUUACAUCUACCCUAUUGAUCUGAAUGAUCAAAAGGAUUACUUUGUUUGUGGAGUCAAGCUUCCUAAUUCUGAAGACUUUCAAGCAAAAGAUGAUGGGAGCAUUGCUGUUGCCCUGGGCUACACCGCUCAUUUGGUUUCAAUGAUAUCCUACUUCUUACAAGUGCCACUCAGGUAUCCCAUAAUCCACAAGGGCUCCAGGUCUACAAUCAAAGAUAACAUCAAUGACAAAUUGACAGAGAAAGAACGAGAAUUUCCUUUAUAUCCAAAAGGAGGGGAGAAGCUUCAGUUUGAAUAUGGAGUAUAUCUUCUCAACAAAAAUAUAGCACAGCUUAGAUAUCAACAUGGGCUGAGUACUCCAGAUCUAAGGCAAACUCUUCCUAACCUGAAGAAUUUCAUGGAGCUUGGGCUAAUGGUUAGAUGUGAUCGACACCAUACAUCCAGUGCAAUUCCAGUUCCAAAGAGACAGAGCUCCAGCUUCGGCAGAUUGGACGUCGGCUUUUCCAGUGGGCUUCCUUCUCCGGAUAAAGGACUCCGAAAACGAGCCAGCACGGGAAACGAGAGACUGCAGCACAAGACUCCUCCUCCUAGUUACAACUCUGCUUUAACGCAGCCUGUAGCCAUCGCAGCCCACGUGGGAGAGUUGGAUAAAAAACCUGCCUCGAUACCUUCCUCCUUCGAUACCUCUGCGGACUCCUCGAAAGGGAUCACCAAGAAAGGAGAGGACUCGUGCGGCAGUUUGAACGGAGAAAACGGGAGCCUAAACACUAGCCAAGACCGGCAGGAAUCUUUCGUAGGACAUACUAGUGCAAUAAACGGGGCGUUGCUGCCCGGUGAGUGCGCUGGCACCGCCAGCAGCGAGCAGCCUUGUGAGUUUCGGCCCCCACUCGGCCCCGUCCUUUGCUGCACCGUGGAGCAAGCAGAGGAGAUAAUGGGGAUGGAAGCGACGGGGUUCAGCUCGGGAGAUCAGCUCGAAGACUUUAACUCCAUCCCGGUGGAGCACGCCGUGGCGGUGGAGUGUGACGAACAAGUCCUAGGGGAGUUUGAGGAGUUCUCUCGAAGGAUCUAUGCACUGAACGAAAACAUGUCCAGCUUCCGCAGGCCGCGUAAAAGUUCGGACAAAUGAGCUUGGACAGGGGGGUUGAGAGCAGACGUUGGGGUGAAAUCAGUGAUCUGGAAUAGAGAUAAAAUUGCACUUAUUCUUUAUAUUAAUUAUAUAUAUUAAAAAAGAAAAACCUUAAAGCUAUUCCUAUGGUGUUAGAAAAAAUGACUUGUUACUGAGCACGAUAACACAGGAUCAUGGUAUAUUCACAGCCCAGGUAAAUUUUGAUUCUGCUUCCAGUCCUUUUAUGUCUGGUAUUUAUAAUCUGUUUUUUUUUUUAAGGCAAUGGAGUCCAUUUCUAAAUGCUUUCCUGGAAAAAAAAAAAAACUUCAAGUGCUGAUCAGGCCCUCCUAUGAAUAUGUUUCAUUGAUUAUUAUAUAGAGCUAAAUUUAUUUUAGUCUUUUCAGAAGGAAAAAAAUUUAAAUUACAGUUAUGGUAAGACCUCUUUAUGUUUUCCCAUGUACUCCUGUGUUUUCUUGAGCAACGGGGUCAGUGUUACAGAAACACCAAGACUUAGCUGUCAGGGGACAGCUUUCUCUUGGCCGUGCUGCGUAGUCACACGAGUUCUGGUUUGCACCGAUGGGUCUUCAGCUGGCGGUGGUAAAACCUUGCCCAAGAGCUGAGCACGUGGGGGAUCCCUGCGCUUCCUUGUGCAAGGAUCAGCUUCAUUCUUUCCUCCUUUCCUCCACGCUCACCACUCCUGCCAGCAGAGCCCUUGAGGACUAAAUCACCUUAAGGUUUCUUCCAAGAGCCUCAGCAGUUCCCUGUUUUGCUUAGGUGCAGCCUGGCCAAGCUAAUCCGUGGAGGCCUAACGAAGGCACCGUGUGAGUGGGGUUGGUGUGCUGUGAUCCUCGGCGCCCACCAUGGGCUGCCAGGUACUGUGCAAACGUCUUCAU
Messenger RNA from Cygnus olor (mute swan), 3005 nucleotides. RefSeq names its product UV radiation resistance associated (gene UVRAG). Bases 70 to 2133 code for a protein of 687 amino acids. Gene Ontology annotation, molecular function: SNARE binding. Gene Ontology annotation, cellular component: endosome; lytic vacuole. Gene Ontology annotation, biological process: SNARE complex assembly. The record is from RefSeq and is a predicted model, not a curated record. The transcript is spliced from 15 exons. Lineage: Eukaryota; Metazoa; Chordata; Aves; Anseriformes; Anatidae.